Messenger RNA from Limulus polyphemus (Atlantic horseshoe crab), 756 nucleotides. RefSeq lists its product as uncharacterized. The record is from RefSeq and is a predicted model, not a curated record. The transcript has 6 exons. The coding region runs from base 2 to 517 and encodes 171 amino acids. Lineage: Eukaryota; Metazoa; Arthropoda; Merostomata; Xiphosura; Limulidae.
AAUGACAGUCACUAUAUUUCUGGUGGCGCUGCUGCUCUGCUUCAGUGAGUUUACGUAUCAAACGUCAAACAAUGACGAGAAAACGCUACUAACUUUGAUUCGAAACAGAAAGGCCAGCGUUAGUGCGACAUCCAUCAGAUGUAGAAAAUAUCUUACUUACAGGCUAUGCAUUCUUCCUCCUCCUACCAGGAUUAAAGCAAUCAGUUGUAUAGAAAAUGGCACGUCAGAUGUAUCUACGUACAAAAUCGGCCAAGCGAUUCAAUGGUGUGUCCAUCAUCACAUCGACUACCAUGACACAGAGAAAAUUAACAAAGGACCUUUCAAGAGCCACAUUGGCGAGGCUGUUGACAAAUUAUGUUCUAAAACGCAAGUACAAGUAAGAAAGAAGACAAAUUACAUGAGGGCAAUUGGACCAGAGGCAUCUCUUGUUAUGGACUGUAUUGUUACAAAAGGUGUCAUACCUGAUGAUCGUUACGUUGUAAUGCAGUUAGAGCCUAAAUGUCUUCAAGAUACUUAAUGUGCUAACUUUGAGGAUUCAACUUCGCAGGAGCAUCUCAAAAUAUUUACUUGUAUACCAAAAAUAGACACUUUAUCAAUUUAAAAAUUUAUUUUGUAAAAAUUGAAAAGAUUUGCAAUUAUUUGUUUUUUAAUGUAUAUGAUGAAAUACAUGUAAACUGAUAUCUUUCUGACAAAACAAAAUCACUAGCAUAGAAUUUUGUUAAAUUAAUUGUAGGAAUAAACUUUUUAAAUGAAGAC